Molecule: messenger RNA, 1494 nt
Organism: Xiphias gladius (swordfish)
Lineage: Eukaryota; Metazoa; Chordata; Actinopteri; Istiophoriformes; Xiphiidae
Gene: rnmt
Product: RNA (guanine-7-) methyltransferase
Exons: 12
Coding region: 134-1324 (396 amino acids)
Biological process (GO): 7-methylguanosine mRNA capping
Cellular component (GO): nucleus
Molecular function (GO): mRNA 5'-cap (guanine-N7-)-methyltransferase activity
Source: RefSeq, a predicted model, not a curated record
CAGACGGAAGCUACUCAGCGCGCACGCGUCCUGUCUGCUGCAACCUGACAGACCAGUCAGACCAGUGAAAUCGGUCUUAUUCUCUAACUAAUUUGGAUCAAUGUGUGACCAAGUGAUUCGGUUAGAGUGAAAGAUGGAACUUCAGUCUCUGAGGACAGAAACAGUGAAGGAGGGAGAAGAGAGACAGAGGGGAGGAGAGGGGGAGGAAGGAGAGACUGCAGGAGGAGGAGGGAGAGGAGGAAAGACCAAGAACGCAGGUAUGAAGAGGAGACAUGAGGAAGAGGAGGAUGAAGAGACCUCACCCACCAAGAAGAAGGUGAUUGAUCACAGUGUGAAGGUGGCCAGUCACUACAACAGUCUGCAGGAAGUUGGCCUGGCUGCUCGAAGUCGAAGCAAAAUCUUCUUCAUGAGGAACUUUAACAACUGGCUGAAGAGUGUCUUGAUCGGUGAGAUUCUAGAGCAGGUUCGAGGGGCGGGACGUCAGCAGGUGUCUGUGUUGGACCUUGGCUGUGGGAAAGGAGGAGACCUCCUGAAAUGGAGAAGAGGCGGGAUCAAUCACCUGGUCUGUGCAGAUAUUGCAGGAGUGUCUGUGGAGCAGUGUCAGAGUCGUUAUGAAGAAAUGAAGAAAAAAAGUCACGUUAACGAGAAAAUCUUCAGCGCUCAGUUUAUUACUGCAGACUGUUCCAAGGAGAUUUUGUCAGAGAAGCUGGAUGACCCUGAACUGAUGUUUGACAUCUGCAGCUGUCAGUUUGUUUAUCAUUACUCCUUUGAAAGCGAACAGAAAGCUGACACGAUGCUGAGAAAUGCCUGCGAGCGCCUGAAACCCGGAGGUUACUUUAUCGGAACGACGCCAGACGCCUUUGAACUUGUUAAACGUGUGGAGGCGUCGGACUCUCUGUCGUUUGGUAAUGAGGUUUUUAAAGUUUCCUUUCAGUCCAAAGGUUCGUAUCCUCUGUUCGGAUGUCAGUAUCACUUCAGCCUCGACGAUGUGGUCGAUGUUCCAGAGUUCCUCGUCUACUUUCCUCUCUUUGAACACAUGGCAAAGCGUUACAACAUGCGUCUGGUGUUGAAGCAGAGAUUCUCGGAGUUCUCUGAGGAGAAAGUGAAGAAGGAGCAUCAUCGCAGCCUCAUGAUGAAGAUGAUGGCUCUGGAGCCAUUUCCCUGUGAGGAUGGAGGUCGACAGGCUACAGACAGCAGAGAGUACUGCCAUGCUAAAGAGCACUGUAGCAGAGCUGGAGUCAAACUACCACUGGGAACUCUAAGCAGAUCCGAGUGGGAAGCAGCCAGUAUCUACCUGGUAUUUGUCUUUCAGAAGAUGUCUUGAUGCUGAAAAAAAGUCUUGUUUGGCUUGCAAACUCACCUGCUGCAAAUCAGCUCACCUGUUCUCCAUCUGGUGUUUGUACAGUGUUUACCUUUUUUCUUUGAAAAUUAGUUUUUGUUAAAGUAUGAACUGUUUGGGUUUGUUGAAAUUAAUUAAAACUAAAUUUAAAGUCA